Funneliformis mosseae is the source of this 465-nucleotide messenger RNA. NCBI's taxonomy places the organism in Eukaryota, Fungi, Glomeromycota, Glomeromycetes, Glomerales, Glomeraceae. The record is from the annotation of a GenBank genome assembly.
AUGGCCGAUGAUAAAUCUAAGAAACCUGUCGACUUUUCCGAUUUUAAAGAUAAAGUCGUUUUAAUAGUAAAUACUGCAUCAAAAUGUGGUUUUGCCCCUCAAUUUAAUGGUUUAGAAAAUUUGCAUCAAAAGUACAAAGACCAAGGUUUAAUCUUAUUGGGUUUUCCUUCUAAUCAAUUUGGUAAUCAAGAACCUGGUACUGAUGAAGAGGUCCAACAAGUUUGUCAAGUAAAUUUCGGUGUAACAUUUCCAUUAAUGUCAAAAGUUGAAGUUAAUGGUGAUAAUGCUCACGAGGUUUAUAAAUAUCUCAAAAAUCAAAAAGCUGGUAUCGCAGGUAUUAAACAAAUUAAAUGGAACUUUGAAAAAUUUAUCAUCAAUAAACAAGGAAAAGUCGUUCUUAGAUAUUCUUCAAUUACAAAACCUGAAGAUUUGGAAAAAGAAAUCGUUAAAUUAUUAAAUGAAUAA